This is a messenger RNA of Cataglyphis hispanica, 931 nucleotides long. Its product is annotated as peroxiredoxin-6-like. Gene Ontology annotation, molecular function: peroxiredoxin activity. The coding region runs from base 109 to 771 and encodes 220 amino acids. The record is from RefSeq and is a predicted model, not a curated record. NCBI's taxonomy places the organism in Eukaryota, Metazoa, Arthropoda, Insecta, Hymenoptera, Formicidae. Gene Ontology annotation, cellular component: mitochondrion; cytosol. Gene Ontology annotation, biological process: cellular oxidant detoxification; cell redox homeostasis. The transcript is spliced from 5 exons.
GAUAAACGUUACAAACCGGUCCAGGUCAUCAGUACUACACGAGCAUCCCAUCGAGAUACACGAUCGUGCAAUUUCUUCAUUGAGUAUCCAGUCAAGGACAACGCAAUAAUGAGGCUUAACAGUAUCAUACCGAAUUUUAAAGCUGAGACCACACAGGGUCCCAUCAAUUUUUACGAAUGGCAAGGCAACUCAUGGGUGGUUUUAUUCUCCCAUCCCGCAGACUUCACUCCUGUGUGCACUACCGAAUUGGGUCGCAUUGCCGUGCAUCAGCCACACUUUCAGAAACGCAAUACCAAGCUGCUUGCUCAUUCAGUUGACAAGCUCAAGGACCAUGUGGAUUGGGUUAAUGAUAUUAAGUCGUACUGCAGAGACAUUCCUGGCGCUUUCCCGUAUCCUAUCAUUGCCGAUCACGAUCGUAAGCUUGCCGUACAACUAGACAUGAUCGACGAACAAAGCAAGGACGAUCCGGAAACCGCUCAGACUGUUCGUGCUUUAUACAUUAUUAGUCCGGAUCAUCGUCUGCGACUCUCUAUGCAAUAUCCGACCUCCACUGGACGUAAUGUCGACGAGAUAUUGCGUGUGAUCGAUUCGUUGCAGCUCGUUGAUAGACGACCAGAAGUAGCAACUCCCGCUAACUGGGUGCCUGGUGAAAAGGUAAUGAUCCUGCCGACAGUGAAGGAAGAGGAUCUUCCGAACCUCUUCCCAGGAGGUGUCGAUCGCGUGUCUAUGCCGUCUGGAAAAGUCUACGUCCGCACUACCACCGAUUAUUAAUCGAGAACGUUUUCUUUACGCACAGAAAUAUAUUUUUCACUUGCUUUUAAUUUCUUUACCUGAAUAGUUUUCAUUUAAUGCCUUAAAGCGAAUUUAUUUCAAGCAGAUUGUAUCUUGAUGAAAAGUUUUUUUUUAAAUUACAUUUGACAAUUUUUUAAAA